Molecule: messenger RNA, 4688 nt
Organism: Betta splendens (Siamese fighting fish)
Lineage: Eukaryota; Metazoa; Chordata; Actinopteri; Anabantiformes; Osphronemidae
Product: galectin-related protein-like
Exons: 5
Coding region: 544-1080 (178 amino acids)
Molecular function (GO): carbohydrate binding
Source: RefSeq, a predicted model, not a curated record
GAGGGAGACGUUGAAACGCAAGUAGUGAGCGACUGUUGGGCUCAAACUCGGGUUUUAGGACUAUUAUUAGCUCUCAGGCCCACGUGCUGUUUAAUCAGUCAGAAGUAUUGAGUGCACGCUUUAGUCAAUUGGGCCAAACACGCGUGUGCUACAUUCAACCGGCACCAAGUCGACAGGUUUAUUUAGCCGAUUGGAUUGUUCUGCAUCGCUGUUCUGUUCCAACCGAGUCAAACGCCGUGUAACUGGGUGAAGGUUGAGGGAAUGCGUCUGAUUAGGCGUCUCCAACAGACGGGGAUUAAGCUCUGAGUCUUUAAUUAUUAUAAAGCAUACGUCAGCACAUCUCCACCCAUUGGAGGCGCGUGGGACGUCCCGCUGGGUGAGUGCGCUCCGCGUCGGGCCCGGUCAGACGUGGGAGACGCGGACGCGGACGCGGAUCGGCAGCAGGAACUGAACAGCGCCGUCCUCCUGAGUCAGUGCCACGACGCUGACGCACGAGCCGCCGGCACAGCUCCGACAGAAGCAUCCUAUGCUAUUCUGCUCAAGAUGGCGGUGCAGGCAGCGGAGAAGGACGGCAUAAACGUGGAGGACGACCACCUGAACGACUCGCUGGGCAGCGCCGGCCUCAUCUCGCCUGACAAGGAGGACCUGUCGCGGCUCCUGACGGUGCCGUUCAGCGGACGCAUCCGCGGCGGCAUGCGACCAGGAAAGAAGAUCAUCGUGAUGGGCAUCGUCGACCUGGAGCCAGAAAGCUUUGACGUGAGUCUGACCUGCGGACGCGACGCGGAGAAGGAGGCGCCGCCGUACGACGUGGCCCUGAAGCUCCGCGCCCGCUUCAGCGACCGGCAGUUCCUGCGCAGCGCUCGGGUUUCUGGGAAAUGGACGGAGGAGGAGGCGUCCACCGUCUACUUCCCCUUCAUCCCCGAUCAGCCGUUCAGGGUCGAGAUCCACUGCGAGCACCAGAGGUUCCGGAUAUUCGUGGACGGACACCAGCUCUUUGACUUUUAUCACAAAGUAAAAUCGUUGUCGUCCAUCGACACAGUACGGAUACAAGGAGAUCUACAGAUCACCAAGCUGGGUUAACGCCCCCUCCUGUGUGUGUGAAACGAGGACUUGAUCACCGAUGACCGCGCACGCACGCGUCUGUUACGUCAUCGUCCACGUCCCAUCAUGCAACACUGCAGCGGCGGAGCAACUGGAAAGAGGCUCCGGCAGUGACAAGUUAGAAUUUCUGUUUUUCUGCUUCAUUCAUUCCUUUAUUUCUGUGCGACCGGGAUCUGAUGUGAUGAAUGUGUCUGCUCCAUCUUCAGGUAUCCUUCAUUGUAGCUGUAGUUUUCAGUUCAGGGAUCCAACAGCUUAUUAAUAGUGCAUUAAUUUAUUAUGUUGAAUUAUUUAGAGAUGCAGAGAAAGAAGCAGGUGUGGACUGCUUGAAGGAUGGCGCAUGAGCAGCUUGGAUGUUUUGAUCAGUUACUCAGGAAAAAUAUCACUUGGCAGUAAAUCUGUAGGCAGUUUUCAUCAGUUUUCUAAUGGGUGAAAGCUUAAAACCUGGUCACUUUUUUUGAAAAAUAUUUCAACCAUGUUUAAAAGAAAAUGUGCAGCGCGUGGUUAGAAAUACGGGAAAAUGUAUAUUUGAUUUUCACCCAACAGCAGUAAAUAUACCGGACAAUUUUAAACUAUUGAACUUGGACCGUGGUUAAAUAUGAAGACGGAGCCAUGUGGCUCCCACAAGCAGAUUUGUUUUUAUAACUGAUGUAACAGAUCUGAGGUAGUUGAACCAGUAGUGGGACGUGUGUAGAGUAAAAUGGCCUCCUGAUCAUGUUGUAGUGUUACGCCCUGAUUUCUGUGUUGAUGCGUCUCCAACUCCGUAGGCUCCUCUGCUUUCCCUUGGGUUUGUUCCAGUUGUCAUGGUAACGUGCCACAGUCUCACCGACCUAAAUACUCAUAAAUGAGGAUUAUACCAUGACGCGAUGUCCCAUACUGUACCCGGCGGCUGUGUUUGUGUUCAUCGCUGCCGCCGCUCUCUGUGCGGAGGCGUUUGUUUGGUGAACAGGAAGUGGACUGUUCCCUCAGUGGACGAGGAGAAAGGGCUUCUUACCUGCUCAACAAACAGAACUGGCCUUUUUCCAUCCAUCAAAUAAUUCUUUGUUUUGGAAGCAGGACCAGAUCCAGAUUUUGUAAUGAAUGUAAAGUGCUUGUUUCAGUAGUAGCGUAGGUGUAGUGAUGCACACAGUCGUCCCUCAGUGUCACAGUUCUUUGGUGUCUGGUACUGAAUCCUGGUUGUCUGCUCUGCUGCAGCGGAGGCAGUUUAAGUCCAAACGCUUGUUUCCUUCACUGAGGCAGAAAGGAAGUUAUAAUGAACACUGUCAGCGGAGGUUGUCAUCAAACAGUAUUAAAGCGAUGCUCUGUUUACAGUAUCAACAUUUAAGAACACGUUGAACUAGUUCACUGCAUAAACCUGAUUUCUGAAGGAUGUUUGAGAUGUGAUUUACGACUAUUAGAGGGUAUAAAUAAGGUUUUACAGCUAGAUGGAAGUAAAAGCUGACCUUUAUUUUUAUUGGUAAUUUUUCCUUUUGAUGUUCGUAAAAAUAGGUUCAAAUGGUUCCUUUUUAAAAAAUGACCUACAGUAUAAAAUGUUACUAAACAAUUUAAGUUGAACAGUGGCACAGAUUUUUGCUGAAUCAGGGUCUUUUGGCUGAGAUGAACUCCUGCACAUUCUGACACUGAGUCAUGGUUUCCGACAUAAAAUGCUGCCGGCCCAGAAUGACCCGGUUCAUGUUGACCUAUUUAACAAUCCUUUAAUCUAAACAAGCUAAUGAGAAAUUCAAGGCAAGGUGUCAGUGAAGCUUCCUUUUUUUUUUUUUUUUUUUUUUUGUCUUAACAGCAACAAAGACGGAGAUGUUCAUAUUAAAAUGUAUUAUUUCCUUCCACACGGCAAUAAGAUCUUUGCUGCAGCACUGAAUGCUCUUCGUCCUGGUUGCUGUGGACAGGGUCUUCCUCGGAUUGUUGUUUUCAUUCGGCAGGCGCUGUUCUAUUUCUGACCCAAACAGGAAAUGAGAGCAGUUUGGUAUGAGAGCAGAAAGAGUUCUUUUUUUUUUUUUUCUUUUUAAAGGAUACCAGCCAGUGUGAUGCAUCAGUAUGAACAGAUGUGUACAGAUGUGUAAUUGUGUUUUCUCUAGAUCCGUCCACGCUGCAGCUUCCUGUAAUGACAUGUUAAUGUAUCUUCUGUGUAAACACUGUUGUGUGAUUCAGGUUCAGCUCGUCGACUCUUGAACGUGGAGCUGAACUGGCAGCACUUGGUGUCAACAGCUGCAGUUCUGUUGUUAGGAAAUAUGUGGGAGGGAGAUGAACCAUUCAAGACUCACUCAAUUAAAGGGCUUGGACCAGGAAGCGCUCUGUGUGUGUGUGUGUGUGUGUCUAGCACAUUGUGGCACGUUAGCGGUACAUAUGUUCGGAAACCUCAACAUUUAAUCUGUUUCUUCCCAGAUCAACAGAUCUAAUGAUCCCACGUCUUAAGAAUAACCUUGGAAAAUUAUUAUUCUUUUGUUCUACAACCCUUUAAAUGCAGCUGAAAAACUGAAUGUGAUUCUCUUGAUUGUUAUCUGAUUUAAAAAAAAACAACAACAAAAGGGUGGAAAUACUGUUGAACAUCCUCCAUUCACCAGCACUUUGCUUAAUGUAGUUUUUGAGGGUGACUCGUUGAAGGAGCAGCUCGUCCGCCGUGUCCCUGCUUUCUGGACUUUGGAUGUACAUAUUCAUGAACGGGCCUCGCGGGCUUCGUUUUAACACGACCUGGUGGAGUCGUGACUUUAAAGCAUUUUGUUGUGCAUGUGAGCUCGUAACCAGCGACUGUAUUUGAGUCGCCAGUUUUUGUUGCUGUGCUUGGUUAAAGCCAAAACGAAUGCAUUUCAGGGGCAGAUUCAGCUCUUUUGGACCUUUUUUUUAAGCCAAGUAAUUAGGACAAAAUCUUAUUCCGUUCUCGUCUUUGAACAGAUUGAGUGUGUGAACACCGGACAGACUUGGAUGCACAAAACAUGUAAAAUAGCAAAUUCCAACUUUACAACGUGCUGAAGGCAAAUUCAUGAUUGACUCAUUUUUAGAAGGCGAUCUGAGUAGAAGUAGCUGAUGUAUCGUGUGGUUGUAUAAUCAUGUCAUGCUUUCUAUUUAUUACAGUGUAACCAGCAGGGUUGUGUGUGUUUAAAGUCAUACCUUCCUAAUAUUACUGUUUAUAUGAAGAGCUUUUUUAUAACGGUGUCUUUUUGUUCAAGGUUCUGAUAAUAUUAUUGUUACUACUACUACAAAGUGUAUUUUCCUGUAAUACACGAGAACAUGUGUGAAAUAAGUGUUUGAUCAAACUGUGUCCCUUUUGAGAAUGCUUCCGUUUAACCGGAUCCAAGGUUAACUGUCAUUUUGAUGAGUGUUUUGCAGGAUGUGAGGAUCACCAGGCUCUUUGUCACAUCUUUGAUCUUCUGCACAUCUUUCAUGUCACCCAGCAUCACGUUGGCUCUGUGCGCCGGCUGUUUGAUCUGCUGUUUGUCAGCUGCAAAACAAGCAGGAGAGCGGGUGCGAGCACUUCUGAAACUAACAAAACAGACGACCCUUUCAUCCGUUAUUGUGAGAAUAAUGUUUUUUCCUUGGCGCGUUUGUAAAAACAGCUGCUUUGCAGUCCAAUAAACUUCUCAUCUUGGAACCGA